AUGGCAAGAUUGCCCUUGACAGAGAUCGUUGACAUCGCCCCCGACGAGUCAAUUAGUCACAAUACUAGUUCAAUGUUGGAUCGUCUCAAAAGCCUUGAGCAACAUGUCGAUCGAAUGGACAAGGCUUUGCACGCAGGCUCUGCUGCUCAACCUGACGACGCUGAAGCACCCCUGGAUACUGAGAUAUUUGCCCCGUCUCCUCCUGAUCACGCCCGUGCCGCCUCGUUGAGCUCUCACAUCAAUGCUUUGAAGAAGCUACUGCUCCCCGCUUUGCCUCUUACGCAACAGUUUCCACGCUCUGCUGAAAGAGAUCGGCAAUGCAGCGAGCAACUAGUAACAAAGCAAUAUCUCCGCAACUGUCCCUCCUUGACCCGGCUUAAAUUCCUCGUCGGGUUAUAUUUUGAACACUUAAGCCCCUUCUUUCCAUGUCUCGACGAAGGGGAAUUCAUGCAACGCUGGGAACAAAUUGAGAAUGAUCUCACCCAUGACGGCAACAGCCUCUGCCUCCUUGUGCGACCCUCAUCACGGACGUUCCUGAUGUCCAUGUGCCUGGUCCUCGCUGUCGCCACAUACCUUGACCCUUGCAGCCAUGGAGAAGAUCAACCGUCUACCCUACCGGGAUGGAAAUACGUUUUGAUGGCCGAACACAUUGCCGAGGGCGACCGUGGUCAUUCCCCGUGGCUCUUGACACCCGACAUGGAUCUAAUGCGUUAUUAUGUCCUGAAGGCCAUGUACAUGAUCCAUACCGAGAAGUUGACAGCGGCAUCUCAUGCCAUCGGCACGGCUGUUCAUUUAGCUUUCGCCUUGUCACUCAAUGAUGAAUCAACCUGGAACGACUGUCGUUCCGAGGCAACGGCCGAUGCGCGGAGACGGCUGUGGUGGACCCUGUUUUACAUGGAUCGCAGGAUCGCCCAGAAAUGUUGGAGGCCGUACCUCAUCCGAGAGAGUGAGUUUCUGGUCGACGACUUCGCCAACACGACUGAAACAGCGGCAUCAAUCGGGACGGCGGACUGUGGCAACCACAGUGACACCAAUUCCCACGUGCGGACGACAAAUAGAGUCCUGACUUCCCAGUAUGUCCAGACCAAGAUCAACUGGGCUCGACUAUGGGCACUGGUUUGGGAUUCUCUGUUUGCCGUGCGGCCGACAUCCACAGACCAUGACAAGCAGGAAGAGAUCGAAGUCUUGGAUGCAAGGAUCCUCCAUUCCCAAAGACAAACUCAUGAAAGUUUGUGCUGGGACACCUCCCUUCUCCCGAACUAUCUGGCGGCUGGAGAGCCUGAGGCACAGGUCCGGGCAAGACUCGUAACAUACGUGCGAAUCAACCUGCUCCGUCUCUUGAUCCGACAAUCAUGGAAACACACAACUGCAAUCGACGCUCGAGAGUCUCGAGUAUGCAUUGAGCUUGCCAGUGAUACCAUCGAGGCUAUUCUGGCCUACAUGGCCUCAAGAACCAAUCCAAUUCCCUUUGGCCUAAAUGCGGUGGAAUGCGUGGUGGAGUGCAUUUGCCAUCUGGUGCCGCAUGUCACUAUUACCAGCAGCAGUAGACACUGGAGCAGCGGAGAUGACGUGCCGAUGUCCUCGCUGACGCGAGCGAUUGAAUUUCUCCAGAGCCUGUCCACAACUCUGGGGGCGGCGCGCAGAGCGUUAGAUGCGCUUGGAGAGAUCGUCGACAGGGGGUGGCUGGGGCUGUUUAGGUCAAACAGUGAGCCGGAACUUGACUAUUACACGCUGCUCUUCCAAGGCACCGCAAAGGGCGGCGAUGAUAGUAGUGGUCCUGGGCCUUUUGACGAGCUUUUUUCACUUGAGUGGUCAGAGGCCUGUCGCUCUACCUUGGACAAGGGCUCAUUCAUCUAG
Messenger RNA from Cladophialophora bantiana CBS 173.52, 1857 nucleotides. RefSeq lists its product as uncharacterized. Gene Ontology annotation, biological process: DNA-templated transcription. The record is from RefSeq and is a predicted model, not a curated record. NCBI's taxonomy places the organism in Eukaryota, Fungi, Ascomycota, Eurotiomycetes, Chaetothyriales, Herpotrichiellaceae. Gene Ontology annotation, molecular function: zinc ion binding; DNA binding. The coding region runs from base 1 to 1857 and encodes 618 amino acids. The transcript is spliced from 2 exons.